Messenger RNA from Amphimedon queenslandica, 2700 nucleotides. Its product is annotated as NCK-interacting protein with SH3 domain-like. The transcript has 13 exons. Gene Ontology annotation, molecular function: protein binding; Arp2/3 complex binding. Gene Ontology annotation, biological process: endocytosis. The record is from RefSeq and is a predicted model, not a curated record. The coding region runs from base 80 to 2512 and encodes 810 amino acids. NCBI's taxonomy places the organism in Eukaryota, Metazoa, Porifera, Demospongiae, Haplosclerida, Niphatidae.
UAACAUAACACCAUCUUUCAUUUCUUCUAUUUCUGUUUGCAGUUUAAAGAAAGCUGCUAGAAUAUAACAGAGAGGAGACAUGGCAACUCACAAGGUAUUGUACGAUUUUGCCGGUGAGGAGAAAAAAAUGCUAAAAGUGAAGGCAGGAGAGCUAGUCACAGUUACAAGCUCAGGGAAUAACUGGUCCACUGUUCAAAAAGGAUCCACUAGUGGUCUUGUUCCUGCUUCCUACCUUGAGGCCAUACUACCUGAAGAGAAGAGUACCCAUUCUAAAGGCAGUGUGUUUAUUGCAAUGUUUGAUUAUGUGGGACAGGCAGCCUAUCAGAUAGACAUCAAGAAAAAUGACAAGUUGAUAUUGAGGCAAGUGCACACUAAGGACUGGUAUACAAUGAAGAACAUGUCAACUGGUAGAGAAGGUAUGGUGCCUGCCUCUUAUGUCAAGCAAGAAGAGACGACCAACAAUAACGGGGUAGAACCACAAUCAGCAGAAGCCAUUAAAGAUGUUCUCUUGUCAAUAGAUCGUGCCAUUGAUAAGAUACAUGUUGAUGCUACUACUGCUGGAGGAUUUUACACAGCAGAACAAAGAUCAACUUUACAGACUCUGGUCGCUCAUAGACAGUCCGUGGUCAAUAGUUCUGAAUCAAAGGAGCGUACCAAAUCUCCCAACACCAUGGAAGCAAGUGUGUCCACUUUCUCCAGUCCCUCGCCCAUCCCCAUGGAAACCACCUCAUCUCCUGUUCCCAGAGAAAUGAGUUCGUCCCCAUCUCCAUCCCAUAAAAACAAACAUCGUCGUAAAGCCCCGCCCCCUCCACAGCCAACCGUCGAACCACUUGAUCUCGCCGGGGUCCAACUGAGAGAGAAGGAAGGAGGAGCUGGAGCAAACAGACCACAGAGUGAGUUAAUAAUUAACGUCAGUCGGCCGGCCCCUCCCCCUCCUACCAGGACUGUAUCGCUUAGCAAACACACACCAUCACCUUCUCACAUCGUUAAAGAGUCUGAAAAGAAAGAGGAGGAGGGGAAGAAGGAAGGAGGAGUCAUGGUAAUAGAUAUGGCAGCUCAGAAGGAAGAACUCAGAGAUAGUCGUGAGCAGUCGGUUGAAUGUGACGAUAAUUCCAGCCAGUCGAGUGACGGGGCCACAUUACCUGUUGGUGGCAUUAGCCCAAAGACUAAGCAAAGACUUACCUCUUAUCUCAAUCGCGUGGGUCAGCCUGGGAAUCAGUUAGAAACCCUCUCGGAGAGCGAGGGGUUUGGUAAGAAGCUCAACCUUCCAACUGAGUUCUCAAAUGAUACUGCACUGGAACUAAUUGAUGUUAUUAGGAACAGAACGGGUCUGAGUCAUCCAAAAUCUGCCCUUGCCCUUGAAGGGGUUCUGGGAUUUUUAGAGGAAAAGGUUCCUGAGAUUGCGCCUGUGAUGGACGGAUUACUGGCAUCUCUUCGUGCAUCUCAAGCAAAAGAGGAGGAUAACAGUCUCUCUGAGGAUAAUGAAGAUCUGAAGAGGUUGAAACAUAUUUUCUUUGAAAUGAGAGAAGCUAGAGAUGAUAGUCAACAGAGAGGGUGGGCCGUCCGUGAUGACAGUGAAAUCAUCAGUCAAUAUCUUGAAGAACUUCUGCAAAUAUUAUAUGAUGCUGAUCCUAUUGUAUCAAAGGCUGCUAUACAAGAAGAUAAAUAUGAGAACAUUCUAGUAUUAAUAAGUUACUAUCAGUUAGAGCCAAGAGUACAGUUAAGGAUACUGUUAUUGAAAGUGUUUGGUGCCUGUUGUACACUAGAUCAGGAGGUUGUGAGUGUAAUGCUUCAAUCAGUACUGCCCAAUGAACUAGGACAUGAUAUUCAAAUUAACACCAAUGAGACACAGAAGGUUUUAUUCUCCAGUAUAGUUUGUACAAUGAUGUUUUCAACAGCUGAGGAUGUUCCUCUACCAGUAUAUGAUCAAUGGAGUGCAGAGUUUGUCAAGUUUCUCCUGGACAAUAUAGAAGACCCUCCAGAGUCUGAUGUCAAUGAUGAGUUACCUGAUGCUUUCCUUAACAUGAUCCUUAGCUUCAAUCAACACUUUGAAUAUCCCUCGACUAACAUUGUUAUGCAGGUGCUGAAGGUGUUUGAUAAUCCAAGAUCAUUCAGUGAGAAGCUUAUGCUUCUUGUCAACAGAGGAGAGGAUCCAGUCUCCAUAGUGAAGCCUUGCUGUCCUGAUUCAUUAACUAAAAUACUGCUGGAUCUAUUUUCAGAUCCACUGACGUCUGGUGUGUUCUAUACAACAGACCUCAAGGUCCUCAUUGAUAUCAUUUCAAGGCAGCUCCACGACCUUGCACCUGGAGAUAAAUCUAGAUCCCAUUACAUUGAGUUGCUUCAGCGACUAAUAACUAACACGCAAUACACUGAUCAUCAUCACAGGCGCUCCGAUUUAACCUCCUGUCUUAAAAGGAUACUGAGAGAAGAGGGAGAGGAGAGUAUCCCAGAUCAGGGAGCCAUCAAGAAACUCUUAGAAACCUUCCCCGGCCUAUUUGAUGGUUCCUCAUAGCAGUGAUGAGAGAACUUAAUACAACUGAUAGGUUGUACUAUCAGAGAAUCAGUGAACCCUCUGAGUGUGUGUGACUGAUCGAUUGUGUGUGUGAUUUGAAAUAAUUUUAAUCAUAAUCAUUAAUUAUAAUGACAUGAUGUAAAUGUACAGUAUUUAAAGGCAUAUGUUUUUAAAUUAGCUUAAAACAA